Messenger RNA from Eurytemora carolleeae, 2151 nucleotides. Its product is annotated as PC4 and SFRS1-interacting protein. NCBI's taxonomy places the organism in Eukaryota, Metazoa, Arthropoda, Copepoda, Calanoida, Temoridae. The record is from RefSeq and is a predicted model, not a curated record. Gene Ontology annotation, molecular function: transcription coregulator activity; double-stranded DNA binding. Gene Ontology annotation, biological process: regulation of transcription by RNA polymerase II. Bases 6 to 1388 code for a protein of 460 amino acids. The transcript has 14 exons. Gene Ontology annotation, cellular component: nucleus.
AUAAGAUGCCGAAGGGAGACAAGUUCCAACCCGGAGAGCUGGUGUUCGCGAAGGUGAAGGGGUAUCCUCCAUGGCCGGCUAGAAUUACGGGCAUGUCAUCGAAAGAUAGGUAUAAGAUCUAUUUCUACGGAACAUAUGAGACUGCUAGCCUGAAGAAUGAAGAUAUUUGGAGAUAUUCUCAAGAAAUCAAAGAGAAAUUCGCUCCAAAGAACAUGAAGAGGAAAGGAUAUCCGGAAGGAUUGGAUCAGAUUGAGAAUACUCCGGAAAUAGCUGCUGUAGAUGAUGAUAUAAACUUCGAGGAUCUGAACACUACAGUUGAAGCAUCAAUGGUUGAAUCUCCUCUACCUCCUUCUAGUAAAAAGAAGGUUGAGAAGCCUGUAGCUAAACAAGAAACUCCUAAACCAGAAAUAGGAAAAUCCACCAAACCAGAGAUGAGUAAAUCCGCCAAAAUCGAAACUUCCAAAUCUUCCAAGGUUUCCACACCCAAAGAACCUGCUAAACCUGAGACUAAACCUGGAAAACGAAAAGCAGUGGACGGAGCAGGAGACUCUAAACCUAAAGCUGACUCUGACACUCCAAAGACGGCCAAGAAGGCCAAGAUAGACGAGGAGCCGGUCGACGAAUCGGCUGAGAAGACCAGUCGAAGCGGACGAGUUAUCAAGCCUAAACGGUUUGGAACGGAUAUCAGUACGCCGACAAGGAACACAGAUACAGAUAGUGACAGUCAAGGUGAGGGAGAAAAGAAGCUGAGAAAACCACCCACUAAAAAGGGAACGAGUAAGACUGAAGUAGAAGAAGAAAAGGAAAACGCGGUCGGAAACAAAACCCCGCAGAAAAUGACCGGAAGUGGAGACGGUGUAUCACCGUCUAAGACCACUAGAACACCGGAAGAAGAGAAAGCAAGGAAGCUUGAGAAACGGAAAAGUAAACUAAGGUGGCUGAAAAUUGAACAAAGAUUAGUGGAACUAGAUAUUGCGAUUAAAUCCUCCCUUCAUCUAGAAAGACCCUCCCCUGACAGGUGUAUCUCAGCUCUAGAAGAACUGAAUGAGCUCUCUUUAGCUCCUUUUAUGCUCAAAAAACAACCUGACAUUGUAACAACAGUUCGACGGCUCCGGAAAUAUAUUGGUCCUCACAGCUUCAAUACCUGGCCAGAUCAGGAUCAAAGGAAGAAGAUGGAAACAUCUAUUGAGAAAAUACAGAAGAAAGCUGAUCAGAUUUAUAACAAGUUUAAAUCUUAUUUUGCUUACCAGGGAGAGAAACCGUUCUCCCAAAUGUUUGAAGAAGAGGUUCAUGAGUUCAGAAGAGUUACUCAGGGUAUGGACGAGAGUAAGGUUCUGAGUAUGAUCCGGGAUCCUUGCCAGGAGGCGGAAGUUUCAGACGAGGAUUAAACCUGGCUUCAACAUUAAACUGAUCUUAAGCCUGGGUUUUGUUUAAUCUCCUCCCUGGUUUCAGGGUUUGUCUGAUCCUGGUUUCAGGGUUUGUCUGAUCCUGGUUUCAGGGUUUGUCUGUCCUAGUUUCAGGGUUGUCCGUCCUGGUUUCAGGGUUUGUCUGUCCUGGUUUCAGGAUUUGUCUUAUCAUGAUUUCAGGAUUUGGCUGCUCCAGGUUUCAGGGUUUGUUUAGUAAUGGUUUAGUAUAUCAUGGCUCAAGAACGAAUAUAAUCCUGGCUUCAAAUUUAUCUUCGCUUAACAUUAUGAUUUAUCAUGAUUUAAAUGUUGGAUUUGACGUGAACCUAGUUUUGUUGAUUUUUUUUUGUAUUUGAUCCUGAUACUUGAAUUAACAAUCAACCCAAUUUCAAACUUUUUUGCUUUAAAAAAUGCGGACAAAUCCUGGAAAUCAGGACGGAUCAUGGAAACCAGGACAGAUCUUAGAAACUGGGCAGUGUCCUAGAAUCCAGGACGGAUCCUGAAUCCAGAACGGAUCCUGAAUCCAGGACGGAUUGGUUCAGUAUCUCGCCUCACAGUUCAAACACUCAGUACCUUGCCCAGUCUUCUCUUUAAAACGCUAUCAAUGAAUCAAACCUGGGAUUAAACUUAAAUCAACUUUUAAUAGUUCUACAAUUAGACAUAUUACGGUCUAAUAGCAUCAAUCAAUUAUCUCAAGCAUCCUCUGCUAUCCCAGUAGUUUGUUAUUUCUUUAACAUUAAUUAUUCUU